CUUAAUCCAACAGUGUUCAACACGAGAGGGAAUGAACAAAACCUUCCCAACUGUGCGUCAUUCACAAUCAUCCUCCCCUCACUUUCCUUCAAACCUUGCCAACAAACAGAUCCGCUGCCGCCGUACAACACCCUACGGCAUCUCCUCCUCCGCCGCACUUCAACCAAUUCCUCCUUCUCCUCGGCUCACCGCCGUCUCCCCUUUCAUGGCGGACACUCUUUCCAGUGAUGAUGUUGAGCUAAAUUAUCUUGAUCGGAAUGUUACCGAGAUUGUCGUUGUGCGUCACGGCGAAACCGAGUGGAAUGCCGAGAGAAGAAUACAGGGACAUUUAGACAUUGACCUGAAUGAUGUUGGAAGACAACAAGCAGUUGCAGUGGCUGAAAGAUUAGCAGGAGAGUCCAAAAUCUCCGCUAUAUACUCUUCUGACCUAAAACGAGCUCUUGAAACUGCAGAGACGAUAGCAAGCAGAUGUGGGAUGCUUCAGGUAACUCAAGAUCCAAACUUACGAGAGAGACAUCUAGGUGCUCUUCAAGGUCUUGUGUAUAGUGACGCACCAAAAAUCAAAACCAAGGCAUAUGAAGCUCUUCAGUCUCAUGGGAUGGAUGUUGAAAUUCCAGGCGGUGGUGAAAGUCUGAAUCAACUCUAUGAACGCUGCACAACUGCAUUGCAAACGAUUGCCAGUAAACAUCGAGGGGAGAGGGUGGUCGUGGUGACUCAUGGCGGUGUGAUCAGAGCACUUCACCAGCGGGCAUCAACUGGAAAGGGGCACAGGGCAGGAAGGAUAUUGAAUGUGUCAGUCAAUGUAUUACACUUGUUAGAUAAUGAUAAAUGGCUCAUCAAAUCAUGGGGAGAUGUCAGCCAUCUUAAUGGUGCCGGGUACUUAGAUUCAGGUUUCGGUGGCGACAGAACUUCUGGUUAGUUUCUUUCAUACAUGUCAAUUUCUUGUCUGGCUGUAAUGCUGUAUACACACACACUCACCAACAAGCUUAUAAAUUUGUAUGUGUUGACUUGCGGCUUUAAUGUUUGAAUUAUUUAGCCGAUUUAAUGUUUGCAUUGUUA
Messenger RNA from Erigeron canadensis, 1059 nucleotides. RefSeq names its product phosphoglycerate mutase-like protein 4. The transcript has 7 exons. Bases 32 to 919 code for a protein of 295 amino acids. Gene Ontology annotation, cellular component: cytoplasm; cytosol. Gene Ontology annotation, molecular function: phosphatase activity. The record is from RefSeq and is a predicted model, not a curated record. Lineage: Eukaryota; Viridiplantae; Streptophyta; Magnoliopsida; Asterales; Asteraceae.